Messenger RNA from Lathyrus oleraceus (garden pea), 2148 nucleotides. RefSeq names its product fatty acyl-CoA reductase 2, chloroplastic. The transcript is spliced from 9 exons. Gene Ontology annotation, biological process: long-chain fatty-acyl-CoA metabolic process; suberin biosynthetic process. Gene Ontology annotation, molecular function: alcohol-forming very long-chain fatty acyl-CoA reductase (NADP+) activity. Bases 128 to 1957 code for a protein of 609 amino acids. The record is from RefSeq and is a predicted model, not a curated record. Lineage: Eukaryota; Viridiplantae; Streptophyta; Magnoliopsida; Fabales; Fabaceae. Gene Ontology annotation, cellular component: intracellular membrane-bounded organelle.
AUCUUUAUUAUUUCAUAAACAAAAUUUAGCAAGAUUACAAGUCAACUAUAUUUUAACUUCAUCAUCAUAACCUAUUUCUUUUUACUAGCUUUGGUUUUCUCUCAAACUAUUUUUCCCUGCUUAAGUCAUGGGAAUCUUGUCCAUAAGUCAUUCCUCAAGUUUUCUCACUAAACUCCUUAAAGUGCAUGAAAACAAUUAUUGGAGAAAAACAACAACAAAAAAUGUUGUUGUUUUCUGUCAUCAAGGUGGUGGUGGUGGUGGUGGAAAUGUUAUCAAGUCUUCUAAUUUGUCUUCUGUUAUAACAGAAAGAACACCAUUGGUUACUAGCACAGAUCAUGGUGCAACAACAUUAAUGGAUGCUGGAAGUUUGGUUUUGUCUCAAAAUGCUGAUAUUGUGGUUAAGGAUAUGGUUCCUUAUGGUGGAACAACUUCAACUCCAUUGAUUGGACUAGAUGAUGGAAUUGGCAUUGUUAAAUUUCUAAAAGGGAAGAAGUUUUUUGUUACUGGUGCAACUGGAUUUCUAGCAAAAGUUCUUAUUGAGAAGAUUCUAAGGACAGAACCUGAUGUGGGAAAAAUGUAUCUCUUGAUCAAGGCAAAGAAUAAGGAAGCUGCAAUGGAGAGAUUACAGAAUGAAAUCAUAGACACAGAACUUUUCAGAUGCCUUAGACAAAUUCAUGGAAAAUCAUACCAAUCCUUUAUGUUGAGCAAGCUGGUUCCUAUUGUAGGAGAUAUUUGUGAAACUAAUCUUGGACUUGAUCAAGAUUUAUCUGAUGUUAUUGCUGAUGAAGUUGAUGUUAUUGUGAAUUCUGCAGCUAAUACUACUUUUGAUGAAAGGUAUGAUACUGCAAUCAACAUAAACACUCGAGGGCCAUGUCGCCUUAUGGCGAUCGCGAAAAAGUGCAAGAAGCUUAAGCUCUUUCUUCAUGUUUCAACAGCUUAUGUGAAUGGACAAAGGCAAGGCAGAAUAAUGGAAAGACCAUUUAGCAUUGGUGAUUGCAUUGCAAGGGAGAAACUUAUAUCUGGUGUUCCACCAAAAUACCUUCCUACAUUGGACAUUGAAAAUGAAAUAAAUCUUGUUCUAAAGAACAAAGGAAACAUUGAAGACAAUGAACUAGCUCAAAAGAUGAGAGAGAUGGGUCUAGAGAGAGCUAGAAGAUUCGGAUGGCAAGAUACUUAUGUGUUUACGAAGGCGAUGGGAGAAAUGAUGAUCGACAAACUGAGGGAUGAUAUUCCGGUCGUUGUAAUUAGACCAAGUGUUAUUGAGAGCACUUUGAGUGAACCAUUUCCUGGAUGGAUGGAAGGAAAUAGGAUGAUGGAUCCAAUAGUUCUUUGCUAUGGUAAAGGACAGCUAACAGGUUUCUUGGUUGAUCCUAAUGGAGUCCUUGAUGUGGUUCCAGCUGACAUGGUUGUUAAUUCAACCUUAGCCGCAAUGGCAAAACACGGAACAACACGAAAGCGAGAUAUCAAUGUGUACCAAAUUGCUUCAUCUGUGGUUAACCCUUUAUUCUUCCAAGACCUUACAAGCCUUCUCUAUGAACAUUACACCACCUCACCAUGCAUUGACUCAAAGGGUAAUCCAAUUCAAGUUCCACUCAUGAAGCUGUUUAGCUCCUCAGAAGAAUUCUCUGGUCACCUAUGGAGAGAUGCUAUUCAGAAAAGUGGCCUUACAUCUAUGGCUUCCUCAAAUGGAAAGAUGUCUCAAAAACUCGAAAACAUCUGUAGAAAAUCAGUUGAGCAGGCAAAGUACUUGGCCAAAAUUUAUGAGCCAUACACAUUUUAUGGUGGAAGGUUUGACAAUAGUAAUAUACAAAGAUUGAUGGAAAUUAUGUCUGAAGAAGAAAAGAGAGAGUUUGGCUUUGAUGUAAAGGGCAUAGAUUGGAAAGAUUACAUCACAAAUAUCCAUAUACCAGGUUUAAGGAGAUAUGUCAUGAAGGGAAGAGGAAUGAGCAAUCAGUGACUCACAUCUUGUGUGACAUGUAAUCAUUAGUUAGUAGCUUAUGCUUCAAGAAAAUGUAAUGGAUUAUAUAUACUUGUUUAUUUCCUUGAAUCCUUUAGAGUGUGGUAACAACUACUACUAUAGUGUAUCCUUUAUUAUCCAUAAUGUAAUUUCAUAAUGAUGAUAAUAAUGAUAAUCAAAUUUAUGUAGUA